CCGCCCGCCUCCCUUCCCUGCCUGCCUGCCUGCCUGCCUCUCUGGCUCCCUCUCCUCCCCUUCUGUGCUCGGGCCAUGCCCACCGCCAUCAUCUCCACUGGGUCUCACAAUGGAUGAGAAUGUGACCGCCGAGUCGGUCCGGCAGCUGCUGCUCUUUUUUUACUCGACCCAUGACCCGCACGACCGCAAGUAUUCGCAGCAGAUGCUGCGGAUCUCGGCCAUCUGCGAAGCUCUCUUCCGCCGGGACUACGAUGUGGCGGUCGUGCCGAAUACCGCCUCUUGGAAUGAUCCCACCACGCAAGACCCGCUGAUGGGGAGUUCCGGAGGGCCAAGCGGGCCUGGCGUCUCGGCUCCUGGUGCUGGGCCUGGUCCCGGGGGCCCCCCCCCGCCAGUGUCCUGGAACAACCACCAGGCCCUCUGUUCCACAUACCCACCUCAAUUGUUCAUUCCCUAUUCCUCGGGCCUGCAGGGGACCGAGCCAAACUCCCCCAGAGGCUUGGCCUCCGGGACCUUGUCACCUCCCGGCGAGCCGGCCGAUCUCGAGCAUCACGCCUCCCGCCCAAGCGGAUGGAGCCCCCUCUCGCCGCCGGCCAUGUCGCCGACGCUGCCGCUGUCCAUCCGGACACCCUCUGCCGUGGGGGCUUUUGACCAUCUGUCCGAACCGCUGCAAAGUUUGGCUGCCCCGUCGCCGAUUCGCGAGCGCGCCGGCCGGUCCGACGAUCGCCCGGGAGCCGGGGGACCUGCGCGCGACCCUGGGCCUGCCCGAUCCGGGCCCGCUGGCGCUGGCGCCGGUCCCGGAAACCCCUGUGGCCCAGCUGAACUUGGCCCCGGGCAAACGACUGAUCUGUUGCCCGACGAACAGGUUGCCCUUCUGCGUCAGCAGUUCCUUGUCACCUUCCCCGGCCACCCGGCCGUGCCGUUGAUCUCGCCGCGGGAUUACCAUGUAGCCUUCCGCCAGAGUCGACUGGCGCGAGCGCGCACGCGCUUCGUCGUCCCGGUACUCCAAUGGCGGGGGCAAAACAUCUGCCGGUCAUCCACACUGUCCUUGGAGUCGGAGGUGUACCUCCAUCGAGCCAGUGACCAAGCCAAGGGCCUGAUCUUCCGGUCCUACUCGCCGACCACUCAGUUUCCCGGGCCAUCACCCCCGCCAAGCGCGCCCGGCUCUGGCCAGACUUCGCCCCCUCCGGGGGGCGUCCGGGCUACGGCCAGCCCUCCCCGCUCCCCCUCGCCCGGCUGGCCGGCCGAGGCGGCCGCGCAUGCACCCAGGAGCCCGCUGGCCGGGCCACCCUCGCACCAUGUCCGGGGCGGGUCCCUGGCGGAUGUACUGGCCGGGCCGUCGGGGCCGGCACUGGCCGCCCUUCCCAACCGGUUGUCGCACUCGGGCAGCGGGCGGUCGGCAUCGUGGGUCACCUCCUCGCAGCUGCCUGACCGGCCGUACCAGGCUCGGGCACACUUUUCCAGCCAUGCUCCGAGCCCCGAGGGUCCGGUGACUGCGGUGGCCGCGGCCCCGGAGCCGCCGUGCAUGCUCCUGGCCUCGCCAUCGCCCUUGGCCUUCCCGCUGGACGGCGGGUCCGGGGAUGAUGCGCUGGCGGCGGCCACCGCCGCUGCGGCCGCGGCCGCCAUGGCUGGCUCCCCUCCGGGCAAGCCGCCGGCCGUGAGCACGAUCAGUCUUCUCCGGGCCACGGACAUCAGUCUCCUGUCCAAUCUCGGGGUGCGGUUCAUCUUUGACCUGAUGGUGGAGUUCCGCAAGGUUAACGAGAAGGCCGACUCGGCCGGGAGGUACUCCCGUGCGGGCUUCGAAAUUGUCGGCAUUCCAUACCCCGGUUGCGAGUUUUUCAAGGACUUCCGUGACCGCGGCUACUGCGCCCGACAGCUCUACUAUGAUUGGGAUCUGUGGUUUGUCAACGCACCGCUGUCGAUCCCUGCGCCGCUCAGUGCCAUCGUACCCGCCGGCCACCCGACCCCGAGCGCCUUCUGGUCGCAGUACCAGUCUUGGGAUCUCAUCCACCUGACACGAAACUAUCUGGAGUUGAUUUUCGGCGCCCUCACCAGUGGAGAGCCGGGUCCGACCCAGCACCACCGGGCUACGCCCCCCGGAUCGAGUGUCGGAAUGAAGGACGGCUCGGUGGACUCGCGCUCCAAUGGCAUCCUCGUCCACUGCAUCUCCGGCUGGGACCGGACUCCGCUCUUCAUCUCGCUCAUCCGCAUCCUCCUGUGGGCCGCUGGCGAAGCGCACGCCAGCCUCUCGGCCGUGGAAUUCCUCUAUUUCACGGUGGCCUAUGACUGGCUGCUCUUUGGGCACCAGCUGCCGACGCGCAUCCAGAAGGGCGAAGAUAUCUUUGCCUUUUGCUUCUAUGUGCUGGCUUUCCUGACGGACAUCGCGAUCGCUCAUCAGGCCGGGCAGGCCGAGUCAGACGCCCCAGGUCCCGAGGCCACCGAGUCGAAGGCCAUCCCGACGCCGUCUGCCGGCCCCGGGGCCCCGGACGCCAGCGCCCCGGCCGGCAGCCUCAAGUGCACCCUGUUGGCGACUGAGCCAGCCUCCGGGGGGGGUCCGCCCCUGCCCGCUGGGACAAGCUUCCACCGGCAGGCCCCCACCUCCUCGGAGGCGGACCUGGCCUGGCCCGGGCCAGGCUCGCUGCGGUCCAGCCGAUCGCGCACGCUCUCCUCGUCAUCCUCCUCCUCGGUCUCCCUGCCGGAGACGCCCUCCCUCGGCGGCGGAGGAGAAGGGGGCGACACCGGGUCCACCUCGUCUCAGGAGUUCUCCUCGUCGGUGGGAUCGCUGGGAGCGGCGGCGGCCGCGGUGGCCGGUCCUUUCGGUCCGGCGGCGCUGUCUCCGCCGCCGCCCCACCGGCGGCCCUAUUUGGAACUACCGCUGGAGUCGCCCGCCACCGGGCACCGUGCGAAGAAGGCCGGCCGGCCCUUCCCCCCGCUGGCGUCCGGAGAUGGCCAGGCAGGCAGUCUGUCGGAUGAUGCGGGAGAUGGGACGGCCCUCCGUGAGGGUGAACUGCUGAGUCUGAUGCCGGGGCCCCUCCCGGACGAGGUGUCUUCCUUCGACCCGGGGAGGGCAGGCGGCGGCGGCGGCGGCCUGGCCGGCGGCCGGCUUCUAUUUGACAGUGAUCCUGCUGGGGCGGGGAGCGCCGCCGUGGGCCCUGUCCUGCCUGCCUCCCCGACGGUGGUGGUGACCCGCCGUGGGUUUGCCGCGCCGCAAGCGGCCGUGGUUGCCGCACCGGCCGGGGCCCGUCUCGGCCCGGCCCCGGCCACCACCCAGCGGUCGCACUUUGCGCAGACGCAUGCGGCCGCCGAGCCUCCUCCUCCGAUGGGUCCGGCCGCGGCCGCGGCCGUGGCGGUGAUGUUCCCGACCUCGGCACCCCGACCGGCUCCCGAUGCGCCGACCCUCCGGCUGCUGGAGCUGCGCAUGCUCUUCCGGGACAUCUACUUCGAGAUCUCCGGCAACCAGUUUUCAUGA
This is a messenger RNA of Fonticula alba, 3466 nucleotides long. RefSeq lists its product as hypothetical. Gene Ontology annotation, molecular function: phosphatidylinositol-3-phosphate phosphatase activity. Bases 110 to 3466 code for a protein of 1118 amino acids. The record is from RefSeq and is a predicted model, not a curated record. NCBI's taxonomy places the organism in Eukaryota, Rotosphaerida, Fonticulaceae. The transcript has 8 exons. Gene Ontology annotation, biological process: dephosphorylation.